Symbiodinium natans is the source of this 3222-nucleotide messenger RNA. NCBI's taxonomy places the organism in Eukaryota, Dinophyceae, Suessiales, Symbiodiniaceae. The record is from the annotation of a GenBank genome assembly.
AUGCUGCUUGCCACCGCUUUUUGCAUGGGCAUCAGGUUGGCUUCAUCAACGAGACCUGCGCAGCAGGAUGUUCUGCUUGCACGUCCAGGUACGGAGGAGACACUACACCGCUGGCCUGACUCGCGCAUUCUGCCGAGCUCGUGUGAAGACAACGGUGUGAUCGCACUCGCGCCCGGGGUCACCUAUCACACGAAGGUGGGUCUCCACCCUAUCCAGGCACACUGCCACACAUUGCAGGGAGCACUCGGGGCUCAAAUCCUUUGCUUUGGGGGCAUUGAUUUCGAGAACAAGAACGUGACGCUCCGCGGGCCCCUCCUUGUGGCGAUGGCCCCGGGAGUUCCGAACCUCCAAAACGCCUCGGCGAUUCAGAGCGCCGGGGAUCUACGAGCGGUGGCGCCCGAGGGUAGCGUGAUGCACUUCAAGCACAUUUCCAGUACAAGCCCCGGGGCGGCGUUGCAUGCAAAUCACAACAUUUGGUUAGAAGGAUUGGGAACCAUGAUGUUCGAGAAUGUGGCCAGCGAACAGUAUGGUGGUGCAGUGGGCACAUUUCAUUUCGGCGUCGUUGUCACAGUGGCUAACAUAGCUUUCCUAAACUGUUCCGCACGCUUCUCAGGCGGUGCCAUUUGUGCUGGUUCUUCCGUUCACCUGGACAGCAGAAGCAGAAACGACACCAUUCGGUUUGAGAGCUGCAAGGCCGGGUGGCGUGGGGGGGCAGUAGCAAGCUGGGGUGAGACAAAGCUUACUGGUGCAGGUUCCUAUUUUUUUGAGCAAUGUCACGCAGUAUUUGAGGGUGGCGCACUAGCGGCGGCUAAGUCGGAUAUCAUGAUCGCGCUCGAGGCGCGAGGCUCCGUGGAUUUCAGAGAGUGUACCACCAAUGGUCAACAUGGCGAAAACUUGCUCGGUGGAGGAGCUGCAAGUGCGAUCCGGGAGGUCCAUCUCAGCAGCGGCCGCGUCCGCUUCUCCGGAUGUUUGUCAGACAGUCAGCGCGGCAACGCCGUGAUGGUGGCAAAUGGCAUCCUCCGCAUUGAUGAGGAAGCUCGCGUUUUGCUUGCUGGCAUGAAUGCAUCGAAUGGCCCGGCCUUUUUUGCACGAAUUGGGAUCAUUCCUCCUGCUGGUGACGUGCUCCCGUCAGAUGUGUUCUACAUGAAGAAUUUGCUAGCAUCCCGUGCCAUGCACCAGCACGAUGACAAGAUCUGUCCUCCUGGAUCCAGAUUCUUGAUGCGCGCAGAUGGCAGCCCUGAACUCGGCAAGUGCGUCCUGUGCCCGAUUUCCACCAUAUCCCUGGCUCCGUCAUACGUGAAGGUUGACGGUGAGGUCACCGCCCCAGCAGCUGGAAUGCGAGUCGUACUCGUGCAUCGGUCGUCCCCCAACUCGUUGAGUUCGCUUGGCAUCCCACUCAUCAGCAAUGUCACGGAGCGAGAGGAUUCCGUCUGUGCGAAGGCGCCGGGAUGCUUGCAACUCGGUUUUGCAGCCGGGGAGUGGGACGCUUGGUGGGAGUGCGCACCCUUGGUACUCGCCCGUCACGACGCGCUGUUAAUUUCCUAUCGCAAUAGGCAGAUGCAUACAGCCGGUGGAGGGAAGCUAGCAGUUCCAUGGGAACUCUAUCAGGUGGGCACACCAAUCACCGUCGUGGAGGCGGGGCAGACGGUCGCCUGGACGAAAGGUGACUCGCAGAUUUUUGAGAUUAAGCAAGGCGUCCUCACCCCGUCUCAUGCGCCUCUCUUGACCAUGGGUCUAGCCCACGACGUCAGCUACAUCUUCGAGCCCCGUGACCCGAACAGCGCAUGCCAGGCUUGCAGCCUGCUUCCCACGCAGCUCGCGGACAAGCUCCGGUGCCCGGGGGGUGGGCAUGUCCAGUCCCUUCCAGGCUACAUGUUUUUACAUAAGGCAGGCGAGCGGACGCUGCAGGUCCACAAGUGCCCCAACAAAGUGGCAUGUCCAGGCAGCAAAUUGGCACUCAGGGCGAACGGCCAGCCUUCCUCCCGCAGCCGAUUUUGUGCAGAAGGGUAUGAGCCCAUGGCCGGCUGCGUGCGCUGCACACACGGCUACGGCCGGCCGCAGCUGGACCCUUUCACAUGCCAGGCUUGCGGGAACCGCUCCUUGGUGCAGAAGGUGAUCAUGGCAGCACUACCCAGCGGCAUUUUCUAUGCCCUCGCAAUCCGAUCUGCCAGACCUCGGAGUCGCACGCAGCACAUCUUCAAGGUUUUUCUGGCUUUCCUGACCAUCUCAUGCCGGAGCCUCUCCGCCCUGCCGCACUCUUCGCACUUCCAGCGCCUCAGGAGCGAUGUGGCGGCCGGUGCGCAGACGUUCGUCAGGUGCCUGUUUGCGGUGGAUGUCGUGGCCACUGCCGAGCCCGGGGCUGGCGUGUUUUCCAUGGACUGCUGGGGGAUUGGCGAUGGCCCCAUGGACAUGCUUACAGGCCUAGGUUUCACGUGGGCCAUCCCAUUACUCUUCCUGCUGCUUUCAUUGUGCUUCCUAGGGGCGCAAGCUUGGCUGAAGUGUGUGGUGGUCUGGGGCAACGUCUUCAUUCCACCGCUCCUUGGGGCGACUGCUAAGCUUCUGCCCUGUUAUGGCACACAAGAAGGCGGCCAACGCAUCCUCAUGUACGAGGCCGCCGUCAGCACCUCGUGUGCCUCCACUUUAGGUGAUGCAGUGGGACUGCCGCGGUUCUGGCUGGCGGUCGGAACAACCGCCGUGCUUACCCUGCUUGGCCCCGUCUUGUGGCUUUGCCUCGCAGCAUCCGACCCCGCGAAGAAGCACGUGCGUGAGCGUGAGGAGACUGUUGCUUUCCUGGUGGCAGGCUACGAGCCAAAGUACCGCUGGUGGGAGGUCACCGUGUUGUUCCGGAAAUCAGCCAUCUACGUGGUUGCAACGUGGUUUCCCAUGUCCUGGGCACCGGGAGCACACCUCGUCUACCUUGCCCUUAUAGUAGCCACGGCUGAGCUCAUCCACACGACAUUUCAACCCUAUCAUAGCUCGCUGCUUGACCGUAUCGAAAGCCAAGCGCUCUGCGCCGCUUUGAUCGGCUUGCUGCUGGUUGCCUCACUAUUUGUCAAAUGGCCGUUCAUGCCGUACGCCAUCUAUAUAACCAGUUGCGGCAUGUUGUGCGUGGUCACCGCCGGUGCCUACCUCCACUUUCUGUUAGUCUACCUGCGUGCUGCGUUUGUCACGAACGACCCCCCCGAGCAGGAGGAGGCGGAGGAUGACUGCGAGGAGGACUGA